CUGCAUGCAGCGUGCCGGGAUGUCGGAUUCUUCUACGUCGUCAACCACGGCGUGCCUGCGUCUGUCACUGAUGGCGUGCUGCAGGAAGCACGCCAGUGGUUCAACAUGCCAGCAGAAGUGAAGCAGCAGAUAGCGCUCGGCCCAGAGACCUCCUACCGGGGCUAUCAGCAGCUGGGCUCCAAUGUGACCCGCUUUGAUGGGGGCUUCCAGAGGGACCACCACGAGGCAAUCGACCUUUACAAGGAAGAAGCCGACAGGGAUGCCAGCCCGGUGCACGGCAUGAAUCCCUGGCCAACACAGCACCCGGCAUUCGAUGCGAGCCUGCGCCAGUAUGUGCAAAGCUGCCUGGGUGUGGGGCAGGCCAUCAUGCGAGGCAUUGCGUUGGGCCUGGGCCUGCCGGGAAACUACUUUGAGUCCGCGGAUGGCGGAGGGACGACUGCAGACUCGAGUUACUGGGUGAUGCGCGCCAUCCACUACCCACCCCUGUCGCAGGCGGUGGCUGGUGCUGAGGUGGAGCGGCAUGUGCAGCUGAGCUGCGGGGAGCACACUGACUACGGCUUACUCACCCUCGUCAACCAGGAGCCCCACAUCCCCGCCCUCCAGGUAAAGAAUGCUGCAGGGGAGUGGAUCACAGCAGAGCCGAUACCGGGCUCCUUUGUUUGCAACAUCGGGGACAUGCUCAAGGUGUACACCAAUGGUCUGUACGAGCCAACUCCCCACAGGGUCAUCAACGCCGAUCCCAGCCGCUCGCGUGUGUCAAUCCCCUUCUUCUACGAGCCUGCCUUUGACGCCCAGGUGGCGCCCAUUCCUGCACUGCUACAGCCCGGAGUGGUUCCCAGCUUCGGCUCGGUGUGCUACGGCAGCCAUUUGGAGAGCAAGGUGCUCAACAACUUU
Molecule: messenger RNA, 894 nt
Organism: Coccomyxa subellipsoidea C-169
Lineage: Eukaryota; Viridiplantae; Chlorophyta; Trebouxiophyceae; Coccomyxaceae
Product: Clavaminate synthase-like protein
Exons: 8
Molecular function (GO): dioxygenase activity
Source: RefSeq, a predicted model, not a curated record